Messenger RNA from Pelagomonas calceolata, 2028 nucleotides. The record is from the annotation of a GenBank genome assembly. NCBI's taxonomy places the organism in Eukaryota, Pelagophyceae, Pelagomonadales, Pelagomonadaceae.
GUAAGACACUAGCAAGCUCGAGCGCCUCGAUAGGACGCGCAAAGCUCGCAGCUCACACAGCAGCGUGCCGCGUACAUGAUUUUCAUAGCACAAGGACGCGCCCAAGGCAAGCAGAACACGUGAGACGACUCACAACCUCUCCACAGCCACCAAAGCAAACAGCUCAUCUGCGAGAGCAAACAUGGACGAGCCGCAAGACGACAGCGACGAGCACGCGCCCGCCUCGGCAUUGAUCGCCCUGCCGCCCGACGCCCUAGCUCGAGUCUGCGCCUACCUCGAGACGCGCGCCGCGCGCCGGCUCCACGCGUCGGCAAAAGUCUCCGCCCGGGCCCUCGGCAGCGAGGCCUGGGCCGCGGUCAUCAAAACGAACCACGGCGGCCUCAAGCUCCGGCCCAAGGAGUUGGAAGGAGCCAAGGCCCACGCGGCCCUCCAAACGCUCCACCGCCGCGCGCGGUCGGCGCGCAUGCGGUCCGACGUCCGGCGGCACACGAACCCCAGCGCGGGCUGGGGCCUGCCGGGCUUCCACGGCCUCGCGACGGACGGCGGCGUCGACGAGGGCGACGCGACGUACUGGUGCGACGCGCUCUUCCGGCCCGAGCCGUAGUUUGCUGUGUGGAAAUCAUAUUCUGCUCGAUGGCGUGGAGUUUCCAGGCCAUCGACGCGACGUUGUCGCCGUGACCGCGUCGUUUCGAUGGCGUGGAGGUUCACGAAAAACCACACAGGUGGCUCGUCUACUCGUCCGCGGUGACGGCGCGGCCCGUGCUCUGCGCCGCGGCCUACCUGGUGGUCGGGCCCGGGGACGCGACGAUAAAUGACGACGACGCCCAGGACCGGGCCUGGAUGGUCGAGCGCAUGGAGAAGGCCGGUCUGCUCUUCGACGACGCGGGCCUGGACCACUUGGAUAGUGAGCCGCCGGACGUCGUGGCCCAGACCUUCGCCGAGGUGACGCGCGUCAUGGACGACCAGGGCUGGCUCCACGAGUUGGUCAGGGACGUCCACGAGUCCAGGAGGGCGGCGGUAAUGGCGCGCGUCCGCCGCAAGCGCGACGAGAUCCAGAGUAGGCCGCCGGCGCGACGGCCGAAGCCCUUCGCGGGCUGUGAGCUGCAGACGUGCGACGGGGGCAAUUUGUUGGUCAACGACCACGUCCGGCAGCGGUGCUCGCCGGCGCUGACGCCGUGCGCGAUCGCGACGGCCGUCGUUAUUCGUAGACCGACGAACUACUCGUGCCCCUGCGCCGUCGGCGUCGUGUUCGCGUGCCGGCGCCACCCCACCACUUCUGACAUAGCGCAGAGCUCGCGCCUCGCGCGCGUCUGCCGCGCGUCGGACGCUGCCGCCUCCAUCUUGAUGGCGCAGACCGAGGAGACGACGCGCGUCGAGCUGCCCCGGAGUCUGGGCGGCGGCCGCGGCCGCGUCGUCCAGUGGGACCCGAGCGUGGUGGGAGGCAACUCGUACCGCGUAUUGGUGGACGGGCGGAGCGUGCCGGUGCUGGUAAGGCGGUCCGAGGCGAAGCGGAUUACGGGCGGCGACCCCUUCGACCUGCCGGGCUUCGGCGUCGCGACUUUAUCUUACGAGAACGCGGAAGGCCGAGUUUGGGACGUGAAGGCGGGCGCGGCGUGGGCGGCGGCGGACGUCUAUCCCCGUGUGAAAAUCAAAUGUCGGGCGAUGUUUUCUGGGUCUGCUCGAUGGCGUGGAGUUUUCAGGUCACCGACGCGACGUCUUCGCUGCGACGGCGUCGGUUCGAUGGCUUGGAGUUUCACGAAGGUCUCCACGCAAUAUAUCCACACAGGUCUAUCCCAUCGCGGCGUGGGCCUUCAAGGCGCGGCCCGAGGACGAGCGGCGCAUCACGGGCGAGCACGGCCAGCUCCGCGCGCCGCUCAAGCGCCCUGUGGCCGUGCGCGGCCUCGUCGUGGGCCUCUUACAGGCCGAGGACCGCAUGCGCGAGUUCCGCGACGCGCACCCGGAGCCGAAUUUGGAUUUGCAGUUCGUGGGCGUCGAGGGGUACGCCUAUCCCUGAUAAGUCAUUCACCA